UGGCAUCAUUAUUUAUUUUCGUAGCUAUUGUAAACAUUAACAUGGCUGCAUAUUAAAAAUUUCGAAAAAUUAAAUAUAUUUUUAUUCAGUCUCUUAGAAUUUUUAUGAACACUUUUUUUAGUUCCUUAUAUUAUCAUGUAUAAUUAUUAAAUAAGAUUAGUGAUGCCUUUCUGUUCGGGAUGUUUUGAAAAUAUUACUGAUGAGGAAUGUAUUCAAGCAUGUAAUAAGGACUGGCAUGGCUCAUGCUUUCGAUGCACAAUGUGCCAAAAUCCAGUUGUUGGAACAUUUUUUGAAAAGGAUGGCUUAGUAUAUUGUCAAAAAGAUUAUUGGAAUGAAUUUGGAGAAAAGUGCCAUGACUGCAAACAAUUUAUUUCUGGUCCAGUUAUGGUUGCAGGUGAUCACAAAUUUCAUCCUGAAUGCUUUACCUGUGAUAAUUGUAACAGUUAUAUUGGAGAUGGAGAAUCUUUUGCUUUAGUUGAAAGGAGCCGUCUUUACUGUGCUUCUUGCUACAAAAAGCAAAUGACUCCUCUUUCUCAAAAACUGCCCUUUUCUAGUGAACCUCACAGCAUUAAAUUAGUUGAAAUUCCUGCCCAUUCUGAAGCUUCCAACAGAAAGGUCAAAAUAUCUGUUGGUUGUUGCCAAAAUCAGAAAGUGGAGAGAGGUUUUCAUGAGCUUCAUAUAUCUGAUGUGGUUCUGAAUAAAGAUUUAAUGUCUUUACACAUUGGUGAUAGAAUCUUGGAAGUUAAUGGCACACCACUUCAGCAUCAUUCUUUAGAUGAAAUCAAGAAACUCAUUCAAUCCCGUGAUAAACCCGUUCAGUUGACUGUUGAACAUGAACCUUCUGUUCUCAUACGAUCACGAUCUAUGAACUUUUCGUCAAAUCUUGAAACAUCUCCAUAUUUGUCCUCAAAUGCAAAUGUCCUUCCCAAGUGCUCUUUAUCUCACAGACCUGCUGAACAAAGAUUAAGACGCUCAUCCUCACUACCUCGAUCUUUCAUCAGAGAUUUUAAAUCGUCAAGGGGACAGCAAUAUGAUUUUGCAAGAACUCGUUCAUUUAGAGUACAAACAAAGAAUCAACAGAUAUUUCGACCUUCUGAUCUUGUUUUAGGAAAAUUGCUGGGAAGGGGUUUCUUUGGUCAAGCUUUUCUUGUCACUCACAGGCACACAGGGCAGAAAAUGGUGAUGAAAGAACUUUAUAGACUGGAUGAGGAGGCUCAACAGAACUUUGUCAAAGAAAUUGCUGUCCUGCGCUCUUUGGAGCAUCGAAAUGUUUUGCGGUUUGUUGGUGUGCUCUACAAAGAUCAAAAGCUGCAUUUACUGACUGAAUUCUUAUCAGGGGGCACACUGCAAGACUUCAUUCAUGAUAAGUCAGUGGAUAUAUCUUGGUUGCAGCGAGUUAAUUUUUCUAAAGAUAUAGCUUCUGGAAUGGCUUAUUUGCAUUCAAAAAAUAUCAUUCACAGGGAUUUGAAUUCUAACAAUUGCUUAGUGAGAGAGGAUAAAAGUGUUGUAGUUGCUGAUUUUGGACUGGCGCGUGUUAUGCUCGAUAAGCAAUUAAGUCGAAAAUCGAGCACGGGAAAUCGUCGCCCUGAAAGAAAGAAAAGAUAUACCGUUGUUGGAAAUCCUUAUUGGAUGGCGCCUGAAAUGAUGUCACAUAAAAAAUAUGAUGAGCGUGUUGACAUAUUUUCUUUUGGUAUCAUUUUGUGUGAGAUAAUUGGUAGAAUUCCUGCUGAUCCUGAUAUCUUGCCUAGAAGUUCAGAUUUUGGACUUAAUGUUGCAGCUUUUAAAGAAAAGUUUUGUGAUGGUUGUCCUGAGCUUUAUUCUGAAAUAGCAUUUAAAUGUUGUGAUAUUUCUCCUGAAAAAAGGCCUUCGUUUAAUAUUAUAAAGGAAUGGUUGGAAACCAUGUCUCUUCACUUAGCAGUAAACCAUGAACUAUCUAAAGAAUUAGCCAAUUCCAUAAAUAAUUAUAACUCUCAGACUGAGGCACAAGAAGAAGAUUCUAGUCCUGAAGGAGAUUAUUUUUCUCCUCCUCCUUUUCCUCUUCUAAGAACUUUCAGCGAGACUGGGACUUGCAGACUUUCCAUUGAUUCCUCUGCCGGUAUUAUAGAGUUGUAAGAAUCAAUAGUGACUUAAGUAUUUUCCUUCUUCUAAGAUACUCACUGUAUUUCUUUAUAUUCUCUAAACUAGAAUUAGUUUUAUUUCUUUACAAUUUUGUUAAAAAUGUAUUCUCUUGGUGUUUUUUUUUCUUUCCUUAUUUAAACCAAAGAAGCAUUGAUUGUUGAUAAUAAAGCAGAUUUCACCAAAUUAAAGCCAGCAAGCUCAAACCAGUCUCCUAUCAUCACAUAUUCAGCCUGCAGUAGCAGGCCUAACUGGUCUUUAUUAAGUUUCAAGAAAUUCAAUAUUUUAAUUGGAUAUGAAAUUUAUCAGGAAAACAUAAGUGACAUCCUAUAAUGGCAGAGAUCCCUAAUUUAGUCUCUGUUUCUGAAACUAAAAUUUGCGCUUAUUUAAUAUAUACAGUUCAGUGGUAUUAUGAGCUAGAUCAGUGGUUCCCAAAAGGUGUUCUGAGGAACCUAAGGGUUCCGUGGAAAAAUUCCUAGGAUUUCAUGAUUUUUUUUUUUUAACCAAUUAUAAUUCCAACCAAUAAUCUGUUAUUUAUUUUAUACUUCGGUUAAUUUUAUGAAACUAUUUAAAUAAAUUGCCGAUGAAAAAAUAAAUAGCAAAAUUUAAAUAAAUAUAUAUGCUUUCCAAUUACAGUACAUAUAAUGUAAUAGGAAUAAAAAAGGAAUUAUGGAAAAAAUAUUCAUUUACAUCACAAUUGUAUCAGUAUUUAUCAUCAAUUUAAAAUAGAAUAACUAAAUUCAAGAAUAAGGAAUUAUUUUUCUCUGAGAACCAUUUAUUAAGUUCUUUUUUUAAAAAAACAACAUUGAUUUUUAAAAUGGGGGUUCCGCUAAAAGACACUCGAUCAUUUAGGGUUCUGUAACCGAAAAAAAUUUGAGGACCACUGAUCUAGAUAAUAGGUAAUUGAGUGAGAAUACACAAAAUGUCUCAAAUGGCAGGAGAAAUAAAAUGAUUUGUAAAAUGUUUCUUAUAGAUUAAAACUGGGAAAUAAGAGCAGUUUUCCUUAAAUUUCUAAAGCUUUGGGGAGAUGACCUCCCCAAAAUUAUGCCUGUGCUAGUUAGGGCUUAGUGGAAGAGUUUGUAUUAUCCUUAGGCUAAUAAGUUUUUAGAUCCUUGAUUUAAAGGGGUUUUAUGAAAUUUAAAUGAUCAAGUAUUAUAUAAAAUAAUAAUUAAAACAAUUGUUUUAUCAAUAAAAUUUUAAUUUAGCUUAGAUUAAAAAAUUAGAUACAUAUGCCAUUUGACUGCUGACACUGAAUUUACUUGGGGGGUGGGGGGUGGAACCUAUUUUCAUCAUGUGAAGCAAACUGAUUUUUAUGUAUUAGUAAUCAAUAGAAAACUAUGGCUUGGAAAGUUUCAUACAAAUUUGACUAUGUAUUUUGACUCUCACAGACUUAAGUAUGCAUCUCAAAAGUUUACAUCAUACUUUCCCGUUCUUAUGGCUGACUUCCUUAUUUUAGAGUGUUAGAUUGUUCGUAUUAUUUGUUUUUAUUUAUAUAUUCUUAUUUAUUUUUUCCCUUACUGUUAGUAGAGUAAAUCUUCCUAAUGAUCAUUCCUUUUUUAAAAUUAGAGAUUGAAACAUUUAGCACUAUAUUCAGCUGCAAUUAACCAAAUGAAGUGUGAUAGCGUAUGUCAGGUUAUUGGAAAAUUUCAGUGGGCAUGCUUUACAAGAACAAGUGCACUACUUGCUUGGAAGUAUAUAUAUAUAUAUUUAUUGUAAUUUCUUGUAUCAUUAAAUUCUCUAAAAUUUAUGAAAUCUGUUUUAAAGCUGAACCAAGCUUUGCAUGCUUUGUAAAUUUUCAAAGAAAGUUUGCAAUAUAUGCCUGGUUGAAUUGAA
This is a messenger RNA of Parasteatoda tepidariorum (common house spider), 3948 nucleotides long. Its product is annotated as LIM domain kinase 1. The record is from RefSeq and is a predicted model, not a curated record. Gene Ontology annotation, biological process: actin cytoskeleton organization; protein phosphorylation. Gene Ontology annotation, molecular function: ATP binding; protein binding; protein serine/threonine kinase activity. Gene Ontology annotation, cellular component: nucleus; cytoplasm. NCBI's taxonomy places the organism in Eukaryota, Metazoa, Arthropoda, Arachnida, Araneae, Theridiidae.